This is a messenger RNA of Eriocheir sinensis (Chinese mitten crab), 5784 nucleotides long. Its product is annotated as protein fantom-like. Gene Ontology annotation, biological process: non-motile cilium assembly. The transcript is spliced from 22 exons. Bases 329 to 4141 code for a protein of 1270 amino acids. Gene Ontology annotation, cellular component: ciliary transition zone. Lineage: Eukaryota; Metazoa; Arthropoda; Malacostraca; Decapoda; Varunidae. The record is from RefSeq and is a predicted model, not a curated record.
GAGUGCCUAGUGCCCCCCCUAAAUUAUUUUCUAGAUCCGCCACUGGGUCACGGAGGAAUGAGAUUUGACCCAACAAUUAACAGGCCCAGCAGAGAAGAAGAAGAAGAAGAGGCACGCGCGCACUGUUUGUCAACACACCGACAGGACGCCCGGCCCGCACACAGGCCUUCCCUAGCAGUCCGGCCAGCCUGGGACACAUCUCAACAACAGAGACAGCCACAAGCAACCUGUACUGCCGGGGCUAUAGAGGCCGUGCCAGCCCCCUGAAGCACUGAGGAAGGUCACCAAGACUCCCAACGUGCCUCGUUAGCACCAGAUUCGGCAAAGCAUGUCCACAAGUGAUGAGUGCCAAGUGCCUGUUCGUGAUGGCCACUCAGCCCUCCCACAGCAAACAGCCCCAGAGGAGAUGUACUGGCUGAGACACAUGAGCCAGGAAGAACUCUCAGAGAAGCUGGUCAACUUACGGGAUGACUUUUACACGCUCAAGAAAUUUUCCUGUCGGCAAGAGGAUAAGAUAAAAAAGUUGCAGACAAAACUUCGGAAGUUGAUAUCAGACAAGAAGAAAGAUGAAAAAGGAGGCAGAUCAUUCAGCAUCAAAGAGAUGGAGUACCAGGAGGCCUUGGAGACACAGCAGCAGACCGUCCGGGACCUGCGGCUCAAGACUCAAAACUUGGAGAAAAAGUUGAAAUUGGCCAACAUUCAGUUGAAUUCAGCCAAGAAGAACAAACCACUUUUGUUCCGCCAUGUUGGGCCAAAAGUUGACAGUGGCCUCAAGCAGACCCGACCACCACCACCACCACCUGGCUCCAGUCGCCCUCCCCCAUCACCCUCUCCUCCCAAGCCCUCACCCUCAACAGAGUUCUCAAGUCCCUCUUCUGUGGCCUCCGCCCAGCAAAGGGAGCAGCUGAUGCCAGAGAGGGUCAGAGAAAUUCUUGAGGAAGCCCGAGAGAGGAUUGUGGCACUGGAAGCUGAGAGAGACGACUUGCAGGACCAGCUGACGGAGAGGCAGCAGGCAGCUGAGAAUGCAGAUUAUGAGGCCCAGCAGAGGAUAGCCUUGCUGGAGGAGGAGGUUUCUAACUUGAAGGAGGAGUUGCAUCAUCAGGGGGUGAGAGAGGAGAGGAGCUCGGUGGCUGCGGUGAGAGCUGAGCGGGAGUCCCACACCCUCUCAGUCCGCACUGUGGCCCUUCAGGAGCAGCUGGUUGCCACGGAGGAAAAGGUUGCAGCAGAGAAGAUGAGGAAAGAUGCCUUGCACUCAGAACUAGAGAGGAUAACUGAGAAGCUCUUAGCUACCGAGAAGCAGCUGUGGGGAGUCCAAGAGGAGCAGCAGAAGACUGCCGGGAAACUGUUAGAGAUCACUGAAAAGAACAAGGUGUAUGAGAAAGAAAAUCAACAGCUGAAAAAUGAAAAUGAUCGUCUGAUGACUCUCAACAUGAACUUUGAACAGAAAGGGUUCGCAUCAGAGAAUGAGGCAUUGAAGGCUCAGAUUGGUCACCUGGAGGCAGCCCUGCAGAGUGAUCUUAGUGAGCGUGGAUCCUUCCUAGAGCACAUGACCCGAGACAAGGAGAAUUUGGCCCGCGCCGAGGAUGACGUGAAGCAGCUGAAGGAAAGACUGAGCUCACUUCAGGAGGAGCUUCAGAAAGCCAAUACAAAGCUCACUGUAUUUGACAAGGCUGGUCUCCUGAGCCUACCAGAAAAGGAUCUUACUCUCCUACAGCCAAGAGUGCCAGCUCCCAGUCCAAGGGAGUUUGAGAGGCUGCGUGAGGCCCACAGUGAGCUGCAGCUGCUGUACCGUGAAAAGAACAGAGAGUUGGAGCAGCUGUCUACCACCCUCACCUCACACUCCUCCACUUACCGGGCACUCCAGGCACAGGUAGAAAAAGUAACUCAGGAGAGUGUGGAGAAGGAGGAGCAUCUUAAUAUGACAGUCAGGAGCCUUCAGGACACCAUAAGAAGAAAAGAUGAGCGUUGCGACAAAUUGGAAACCCAAAUCCUGACCCUUACUAACCGAGGAAUGAAGGAGACGCUGGAGGAGCUGGGUUCGUGCCUGACACAGACAGUGGGCCUUGGAAAGCAUGAUAACGUGCUGGAGUUUCACAUUGAUCGAGUGGUGUUUGAUCCUCCCGAGUUCAGCCGCCUCAAGACCUUUGUGUCAUGGACUGUUCCCUUCUCCCUUGAGGAUCCAUUGCAGCACACCAAUGUUGCUCGAGGCUCAGAGGCAAACUACAACUACUCUGCACUCUACAAGUUUCAAGUGAACAGCAGGAACCUUGCAUCACUAAGGGAAGACACCGUCACAGUUUCUGUGUACAUCCUCCUCGACUCUGGCCACCCAGCCAAGGUAGGGGAAUGUACCUUGACCUUCCAUGAGGUGUUGGACCACCCACGCAAUACCCUGCAUGGCACAGUGCCGGUGGUGUUGGCACAUGAUGAUGCAGAGGAGGCGCAGCACUUGGCCUUCAUGGCGCACAUAACCCCAGGACAAGUGAUUGGAAACAUGAGCUACUGGUUCCGCCUGCAGCGACCAAGUGAGGAUGCAAUAGCCCAACACUUGCGGAACUCGAGGUUGCAACUGGUAGCCCAGAGGGAGAAGUCUGUCCAUAAGCAAGAAGCUGUGGCAACAAAACCUGACAGAAACCCAAUAGUGAUGACCAGUGUAGACAACGAUCCAGACCAGAGAGUGAAGUGUGAGCAAAUAUCCCAAAAAGAAGGAGACAUUCACAAGGAAAAACACCCUGUGCCAGCGCCAAGGUCACAGAAACAGACUCUACCCUCACCCAAACCAAAAAGUCCCUCCAAAGGAAAGACUGAAAGGAUUGGUGCGGUUGAAGAACCUCACCAAGAAACCCCAGAACACAGAGAACCUAGUCCAGCUAACAUUACCCCCGAAGCUGAGAGUGACAGUCAGCCCCAGCAACGCCUUAUUCCUGAUUCCAGAACACCGGAGAAACCUCUCUCCAGGUCGGGCUCCGUCAGUUCCACUGGAACUUACAGUGUUGAAAAUCCCAUGAAAUCCUUAGCCUCAAGUAAGUCUAGCAAGCAUUCCACUCCGAGAGGUUUCAAAAGUGAAAAACCCAAGAGAAGCAAUUCAGAAGGCUCUUCAACAGAAAGCUCCACUGGAACUUACAAUAUUGAAAGUCCCAAAAUAUCAAAAAAUGUACUGGGCACUUCUAAAGCAGAUGCUCCAAAGUGUCUCAAAAGCUCAAAAUCAAAGUGUGUGAAUUCUGAAACGUCCUCAGAGUCUUCAGAAAAGAGACUGAAUCAGAAAUCAUCACCAUCAACAUCAAGCAAGAAAUCAGAGUCUGCUGCCCAAGCCAGGGAAAGAAUGACCUCUGAGAACCCUGAGGAAGGACCAAGCACUUCACACUCACGCAUGGGAGACCCACCACUACCACAUCGCAGGAACUCUGGCAACUCCUCAAGGACACAGCGAGAGUCGUCUGAAGGCAGCUCAGAUUCUUCACUUGAGGAGAAUGAAGGUUCUGACAAGACUCACACACACAGUCCUCAAAAUCCUCCUGCCCAUAGAGCAGAGAAGAAGAUUGUGCAGAAACGUGUUGUUGGAGCAGCUGAGCAAAGAGGAACAGUAAAAAAUAAAAGGAGUGGUAGAAAUGCAGCAAGUGUGAAGAAGCAGCAUCAGGCAGCCAACAGCCAGGAGACUUACAGCAACAACAGCAGCAAGCAAGAAGAAUCAAAUGACCGGCAAAUGUCUUCCUCAGAAGCGAGUCACAGCAGUGAUUCAGAGGGCGUGGUGGCAGUGGUUUCCAAGGCAAGAAAGAACAACAAAGCCAGAAUAUAUAUUGAAGUGUCAAGCCUAAAGUUGCAGCCAGACUGUGGAAUUCUUCAGGACCCACAGGUGGAGCUGAUAUUUGUUGACUACCAUGGGUUCCUGGGUCUCCCUCCUGACCAGCUGGAAACACCUCUCUCCCUGCCAAAGAAUGCACCAGACAACACACUGACAUUUAACUUCAGGCAAGAGUUCAACGUGGAUAAGAGGCAGCACCCAGCCCAAGCCCAAGCCCUGAGGGAGCUGAUGGGCAGCCGCGGCAUCCUCAAGUUCACCAUCACCUCAGAGCCGCCAGAGGAGCUGCAGGACACAUUGGACUGCCAGGACUUAGGCAAGGCCCUCUUCUAUCAAGAGUAACUAAGGCACAUUACAAUUGCUUCACUAAAGAGUCUCAAGAAUCAGGGGUCAUAUGGAUUCUUCUGCACUCUGCCCUGGCCUGAGUACUGAGUCACUAUAUAUCUUCUCAAAUCUAGAAAUAGAGCAAUAUAACUUUCCACAUUGUGCUGACUUUUGAUCUGGCUUCUGUGAAUUUCAAACUGGCUAUUUUUGAUUGUCAUUGGCUAUUAAAUUAAUGCCUUUAAGUUCUACAUCUAAUUUUUCUAAAGACAUCAACUCCUGUCAGCUCUCCAUAAGGUAGCGACAGUAUGUAUUAGAUAGCUGUAAACUUGUGUUCAGUACUGUCCAGUCCAGUACUGCGCAUAAACCAUUAGCUGAUGCAUAGACCAAAGAUAGCUUUUUAUGUUUCCACCUAAUUUUGCUAAUAAUGUAAACACAGUCAAGCAUACUUGUAAGGAUAGCGUCCCUGCGAAUGAGGGAAGAGAAACACGCAUGAUGGUAGCAUGAAGGGAAAAGGGUAAUGAUGUUUAUGACCUCUGACCUCAGUGGGACCUAAGCACAAGUGUUUUGUUCAUGCACAAGAGUGCCAGCCUGAUUAAUUAAUUUCAACCUGCAGUUUACCAAUAUUUUUGUAUUAUCAUUGUUGGAAACCCUAGUAGCAUGCACCACAAUUGGUUUGAAAUAUAUAUUGAUAUUCUUUGUAUUGUGUUUUAACAAUAAGUUUGAGUAAUAAAUGUGGUUGUGUGGGAGGCAGCUGGAAUGUUGCCCUCUGGCAUCUUGAAGGAGGAGUGGGUUGUUUGAGAACAAGUGCCAGCAAACUGUUGGCGCCCAUAGCCGGGGGAAAGCACAGACAAAAUUUGACCACGGCAAAGAUGACAUUUGUCAUCUCUGCAGGAAGGACAGACCCAGUAUAUGGGUUUCUGAUAGCCAAGGGUCAAUCAUGUGUGCCUUUGGUCAAACUGAUGGUUGGUUGAGAAGCCUGCUGCUGUUGAGCUUGGAGAAAAAGAAUUUGUAUGUUACGAUUCCAUUAUUUGUUUUAUAAUUGUUGAAUUGCAUGUUAUUUAUUCGUCUCGUUAAUGUAGCGUAAUGAUGCAAGGGUGCACUGUAAUGUAAGUUUUAUAUGUGACAAAACUGAAAUUCCAGAAACAACCACACCUGAUUAAUGGAUACUGGAAGAGUCGAGAAACGAUUAAAGGUUGUAUUCAGUGAGUCGGGGAGUUUCAACAACCUCAAGGAUACCAGGAGAGCAGUAAAGCAGUAAAUAAACAAAUAAAAUAUGACUAGUAUAUUAGCAGAUAGCAAGACGGCCCCGCGUUCAGGAGGACACGAGUUCAAUCCCCGACUGGUGCCACCAAGCUGGGAUUUUUUCAGCCGCCGCUGAGUGGCUUAAAACUACCCACAUGCAGUCCAGAAGACCACCUAUCAAUCCGGACUCUAGAUUCUAGGAUUAAAGAUGAGCUCUGGGAGGGUAGCAUGAGCCAAUGCAAGAUGGCGCCACUAUAAACACUCGCCUGCGCCAGAACGGGCUGGGCCGACCAUCAGGACCCACCGGGAAGAAGCUUUGGACCGAUCAUCAGGAUCCACCUGGAAGAAGCCUACCAGCGCAAUAGGCCAAGAUGUAAAAAAAAUAUAUAUAUAUAAAUAAAUAAAUAGUCAAACCUCAA